Molecule: messenger RNA, 3106 nt
Organism: Stegastes partitus (bicolor damselfish)
Lineage: Eukaryota; Metazoa; Chordata; Actinopteri; Pomacentridae
Gene: antxr1b
Product: ANTXR cell adhesion molecule 1b
Exons: 18
Coding region: 215-2014 (599 amino acids)
Cellular component (GO): plasma membrane; cell surface
Molecular function (GO): transmembrane signaling receptor activity
Source: RefSeq, a predicted model, not a curated record
UCCCACCAGCUUCACUCCUCCUCUGCCAGCACACAUCUGCUGCUGAGGAGAUGGGACACUGAUCCCGAGAGGAGCACUCUGAGCUUUGGAGAUCAGUCCUCGCGGCAUGGCCGGCUGCAUCGCUGCACACUGAGGGAGAAGUCACAGAGAAGAAAUUCCAACUGGAGAAUAUUUACCUUCUCCCCAGGCUGAGCGUUCUCUUAAAUCUGGGGUGAUGUCCCAGCGCUGGUGCAGGCAGGUCCUGCUCGGUGUGGAGCUGCUGGUGGCGGUCCUGGCGGCCGGCGCUGCAGCACAGUUCACUGAGAGGAGGCAGGCGGGCUCGUCCUGCUACGGAGGAUUUGACCUCUACUUUGUGUUGGACAAGUCCGGCAGCGUGCAGCAUUACUGGAAUGAGAUAUACUACUUUGUUGACCAUCUGGCUCACAAGUUCAUCAGCCCUCAGCUGCGGAUGUCUUUUAUUGUCUUCUCCACAGAGGGGAGGACUCUCAUGGCGCUAACAGAAGACAGAGAGCAGAUUCGAGCCGGACUGGAGGAGCUGAGCAUGGUGCAGCCGGGCGGAGACACCUUCAUGCACAGAGGAUUUCAAAGAGCCAGCGAGCAAAUAUAUUACGGGACUGGAGAUGGUUACCGGACAGCCAGCGUCAUCAUCGCCCUGACAGACGGUGAACUGAGAGAAAAUCAGUUUGACCUGGCACAAAGAGAGGCCAGCAGAGCGCGCCAGUUGGGGGCCACUGUGUACUGUGUGGGCGUAAAAGACUUCAAUGAAACCCAGCUUUCAACGAUAGCUGACAGUAAGGACCACGUCUUCCCUGUGAAUGACGGCUUUCAAGCGCUGCAAGGGGUCAUUGACUCGAUCUUGAAGCGGUCGUGCAUUGAGAUCCUGGCCGUGGAGCCCUCCAGCAUCUGUGCAGGAGAAUCCUUCCAAGUGGUUGUCAAGGGAAACGGUUUCCUUCACGCUCGAGACGUACAGAAAGUUCUCUGCAGCUUCCGCAUCAACGACACCAUGACUUUGAUGAAGAGACCUUUGGUGGUGAGAGAUACCUAUCUUCUGUGCCCAGCUCCUGUUCUGGAAAAAGCAGGAACGUCUGCCACUCCCUACGUCAGCAUGAACAACGGCAUCAGCUUCAUAUCGAGCUCUGUCACGAUCACUGCAGUCGCCUGUUCUGAUGGGACGUUUGUGGCCAUAGCUCUGCUCAUCCUGCUGCUCCUGCUGACCGUCGCUCUGCUGUGGUGGUUCUGGCCUCUCUGCUGCACAGUGGUCAUUCAUGAGCCGCCUCCUCCAGUCAUAGAAGACAUCUCUGAUGAUGAGGAUGGCUUUCCGAAGAAGAGGUGGCCCACGGUAGAUGCGUCGUACUACGGAGGCCGUGGAGUCGGCGGCAUCAAGAGAAUGGAGGUCCGCUGGGGAGAUAAAGGUUCCACAGAAGAAGGAGCCAAACUGGAAAAGGCUAAAAACGCUCGAGUGGUGAUGCCUGCGCAGGAGUACGAUCCUCCUCCACGGCUUCACUACCACAUGCACAAAUCGAUGGGUCCCCAGAAGUGGUACACUCCCAUCAAGGGUAAACUGGACGCUCUGUGGGUGUUUCUACGAAAAGGCUACGACAGAGUGUCUGUGAUGCGACCGUAUCCUGGAGACAAGGGCAGGUGCAUCAACUUCACCCGGAGCAAAUCCUACCCGGCUCCUCGCUACCCCAUCUACAACCACCCCUCCACGCCCGUCUACACGCUGCCCCACAGUUACCAGCGUCGUCCGUCAGAGGGCGACCAGGUCUUCCAUUUGCCCCCCUCGCCAACUUCCACCCUCCCUCCUCUGCCGUCCACUCCUCCACCGUCCUCCAGCAGCUCGCCCAUGUACACGCCGCCUCCCAACAGGGCCCUGCCUCCGGCCAACGUUAGCCCCGUCUCCGCGCCUCCGUCUCCAACUGGCUCCCUGCCGCCUCCGCCUCAGGGCCCGCCUCCGUGCCGAGCCCCUCCUCCAUCACGGCCUCCUCCACGCCCCAAUCACGAAAACCACUGAUGAUUAAGUCGAUGAAGAGCAGGAGCCAAGCUCAGAAUGGAAACCUGAAAAGACCCUUUUCGCCGUGUCUGUGCUUAAUUACAUCCGAGCAGAACGACAGCGAUGCUCUGAUUUUGCCUUUUGAGGCUGCGUCUGGUGAUUCUCCACCUGCUCAUGGCUGGAGCGUGAUGUGCCAUGAAACUCGACUUUUUAGAAAGUCUAGAAAAGUGAAUAUUUAGCACAAACAAACACAGCUUUGGCUAUUGGAGUUAAGCAUUUAUUCAGUUUUUAAGAACCUUUCUUCCAACCAAAUCGCACAAUUCGGUCACACUUUGCAACGGAGCAGCUUAAACUUUAACGUCUGCUUUUGUCUGAUGUUAAUUCUAAGCGAUGAAAACUUAAAAUCACAGCAGAAAUCGAGCGGUUCAGCGACUGCUUCAUGUGUUUUAUACAUGCAAGUGUGUUCAGCAGCUGCUCGUCCUGCAAAAUGUAUAUAAUUUGUAAAUGUUUUUUUUUUAAAAAUCAAAAAUACAUGUAUGCACGCACAUUGUAUUUGAUGGACGAUGACAGUUUUGAUGUUAUGAAUAUAUUUUUUUGCUACUGUUGGUACAUUUUUUUAAAAAUUUGAACAGAGCCAGGCUCAGUGUUUGCCCCUUGCUUCAUGUCUUUAUGCUAAGCUAAGCUAAGCUUCACAUUCACUCGACUGAAAUGAGAACGGCAUCGACCUUCUCAUGCAACUUUUGGCAAAAAUGCAAAUUAGCAUAUUUACCACCAGUAAGAUUUAUACAUUCCUCACAUACACGUCUUCAAUAAGUUGCUGGAGAGUCCAUUUAGAUUAAACUCAUGAUCUUGAGCGUCGUAUCUCAAAGUCAUUAACAUGGAAAAUCCUGAAGUUUAGAGACCAGAGAUGUUAAUUGUAAAGCUGUCAGCAAGCGAGCCUUAAAACGCAGGAGUUACAUCUUUGGCCGAGCGCGACGCUGACUGUCAGAGGCUGUUUAAACUCGGUCACGAUGACAAACGUAACCUCUGGAAGCUGCGACUGAUUCGGCAGCCCAUUUGUGAUCAGGCUUGCUCAUACCGAUAUGAUGUGCAAUAAAUCAGUAAAAGAUGUUG